Messenger RNA from Nilaparvata lugens (brown planthopper), 5518 nucleotides. RefSeq names its product SNF-related serine/threonine-protein kinase. The transcript has 16 exons. Gene Ontology annotation, biological process: intracellular signal transduction; microtubule cytoskeleton organization; protein phosphorylation. NCBI's taxonomy places the organism in Eukaryota, Metazoa, Arthropoda, Insecta, Hemiptera, Delphacidae. Gene Ontology annotation, cellular component: cytoplasm. Gene Ontology annotation, molecular function: protein serine/threonine kinase activity; tau-protein kinase activity; ATP binding. The record is from RefSeq and is a predicted model, not a curated record. The coding region runs from base 305 to 2767 and encodes 820 amino acids.
UCACAAUUCAGAUUUCAGCAUUUCAGUUCAGUCGGUCUGUUGAUGGUUGUAGGCGUAGUUCUUGUUUUCGGUGUUUCAAUGAAAAAAUCUUGUGCGUGUAAAUAAAUUUAUAACUUAAAAUCUCAUUUGACGUAUUCAUCAUUAAAUAUUUCACUCAUGAAAUGAAGUAUGAUUCGUGGUAAAAGUGUUUUUGCAUUUCUUUAAUUAAAAAUAAUGAUGCAUAUUAUCAUGUGAACUCACCGUGCGUGGAUGUGAUUCUACAUCAUUUGGAUAUCUGAAUAAAGGGUGUGAGAUCGCAGCCAGCAUGCAGCGCAGUCGUGUCGGCGGGGGUGGUGGAGGUGUGGGAGGGGGUGGUGGAGGGGGGUCGUACGACGGCAAGAUAGCCGGCCUCUAUGACCUUGAGUCGACCUUGGGCCGCGGCCAUUUCGCGGUGGUGAAGCUGGCGCGACACGUUUUCACCGGCGAGAAGGUCGCCGUCAAGGUCAUCGACAAGAGCAAGCUCGAUGAGGUGUCCAGGGCGCAUCUCUUCCAGGAGGUGCGCUGCAUGAAGCUGGUGCAGCACCCGAACGUGGUGAGGUUGUACGAGGUGAUCGACACCCAAACCAAGCUCUACCUCAUCCUGGAGCUGGGUGACGGCGGCGAUCUCUACGACUACAUCAUGCGUCACGACGCCGGCCUCAGUGAACAGGUGGCGCGAGAUUACUUUGCGCAGAUAGUGCGAGCCAUUUCCUACUGUCACCGGCUGCAUGUGGUGCAUCGGGAUCUCAAGCCCGAGAAUGUGGUGUUCUUCGAGAGGUUGGGUGUCGUCAAACUCACUGACUUCGGGUUUAGUAAUAAAUUCUACCCGGGCCAGAAAUUAGAAACCUCAUGUGGAUCUCUGGCCUAUUCUGCGCCCGAAAUCCUAUUAGGAGACUCCUAUGAUGCACCCGCAGUUGAUGUGUGGUCUUUGGGCGUCAUUCUGUACAUGCUGGUGUGCGGCCAAGCGCCGUUCCAGGAGGCCAACGACAGUGAGACUCUGACCAUGAUCAUGGACUGCAAGUACUCCAUUCCCAGCCACGUGUCGGAGCCGUGUCGUAGGCUGAUAUCACGUAUGUUGGUGCGUGAGCCGGAGAAGCGUGCCACGCUGAGCGAGAUCACGGCCGACCCUUGGCUGGAGGGGGAGGGGGAGGAGCAGGUGGACCUGGCCGUGCCUCUGGUGUCGAGGCAUCACCUCUCAGACGAUGACCACACCCUCAUCCUGCAGAAGAUGAGCAACGGCAACAUCGCCACCAAGGAGCAAGUGCUCGAAGCACUGGACAAGAACGAGUACAAUCAUAUAACGGCGACCUACUUUCUGCUGGCGGAAAGGAAACUCAGGUCUCACGAACAACCCAAAGCUCAACCCAAGUCGGCCGGACGCGUGCCAACACUGAGAGUGGACUCUUGUGGAGAGAACGAGACUGUACCAGCUGGUAAAACCAACCAAUCACUGCUCUCAAUGUCACGGACGCCUGGUGACAUUGCUCCUCGCGCUAGGAAGUGCAGCAUAGUGACUGAGGAGUGUGACGAUGAGGAGGAGGAGGAGGAAGAGUGCUGUGGUGGGGCAGGGGUUGACGCGCACUCUCACGCUUCGGCGCACUCUCUGUCGCUGAACCGACGUGGCUCCCGGUCGGAGGGCAAACUGCAUCUCGCCGUGCAGGAGUUGCGGCGUGAGGCAGCCGCGCUCACUGUGCCUAUCAGCGUUAUCAGCGAGGCAUCAACAGCCCCCGAACCCCUGAGUCCGGCAACUAGUGCCGCUCACAAACUGGCCGUGGCCGCAGCCGCAGCUAAACCGGCGGUGACAACCGCAACCGCCAAAACGUUGCCAGCGCCGCUUGCCACCGCACUCAGUUCGCCGCAGCUUGGAGUCGGUCUGCUCAAAGAUGUCACCAGCAUCAAGGAGGUCGGGCUCAAGGACAUAGCGGAGGACAGCACGCGGGUGCCGCUGACUUCGUCGUCGCGGAGCGGCGGAGGCGGAUUCGUGGGCUACAGUGAGCAGCGACGCGGCAAGUUCCGCAAGACACGUACCGCCUCCUGCAGCUCGUCAGACGCCUCCGAUGAGGACUCCGAGGGUCGCAAGAAGCGCGCCAACAGCAACAAGUCGUUGCACCGCAGUCGCGACUUUCAGGAUCCCGGCGGUAGCGGUGGUGGCGGUGGAGGGGAAGGAGGAGGAAACAGUGGUGGGGGAAACCAAAAUGGUGGCGGAGGAGGAUCGCUGGGAGGGGGUUCGGAGAACAUACCACCUGAAGGGGCUGGAGGAGGGGGAAAGGAGGAGGACUCGACCAAUGGGAGUGGAGGAGGCAGGAGGACGGGCUGCUUUAAUGGGGGCGGAGGUGGGAGACCGCAUCGGCGGAGAGCGGGGGAGACACGGUUGAGGGAGAGUCAGUCGCUUAAUCGGAUUACCGAGGUUCAGGAAGCGCCCGAAACAGUAGCCACGCCCCCUCCGAAAGCCCCGCCCCCUUCGCCAACGCCCGGCUGCGAUGUGGUAGCCAAUAGGAGCACAGCUGGCAAGCGUAGCAGCGCGCUGAUUGGUCGUUACCUCAACUUGCAGCGCAAACUAUGUGGCAUGCCGUUGUGGGGAGGGGGAGGGGGAAAACAGCAUGGCGGAAGUGCGGCUAGUCGCUUGUGUAAAGGUGGUUCGCAGGUGAGCAGAGAUGGUGGCCGGGACACAGCAGCUGUGGCGGUGGCAGCAGGUCUGCAUAUUGGCAUGUGUCAUCUGCACAUCGACUGCACUGACAACAAGUGCUGACAACAGCUCACUGGUGAGCGGUAGAACAUGAUGUAAUCAUCAAUCCCAUUUCCAAACUGCUGGCAGGGAGGAGAGGGGUGGGGGCUCUUCUCCCCCUUUUACGCAAUAUUCGAACGCCGCUCUAAUACCAGAUAAUUAAAUUCGAAAUAGAAUUCACAAAAAGAGAGAAAUUAUAUUAAUCGUAAAUAUUAAGCACUGUCUUACCAACCGCCAUACUCUACACUUAAGAUAAAUUGUAAUUUAUUGUAUAAAAAUAAUGAAUAUUGGUUAAAAUAUUGUAUUUGUUACUACUUUGAUAAAAAAUAACUAUUGUAGUCCUACUAAUAUUCAGUUUUAAUAUUGUAAUUAAUUUUCUGAUGUGUUUUAUCAGAGUUUUUAUUUUUAAACGUCAACCGUAAAUCAUACUAAUCUGGUAUAUUUAUACUUUUGUUUUAACUCUGGGAACAAGUUGGUUUCUAUAUUUUUAUAUUUAAAUUUAUUUUAUUACUGUGUUCUGGGCUUUUGGUCAAAAGGUAUCAACGUUUUUAUCUGUCUUCAAAACUGGUUUUUAUUAUGAUUUAUUGUGUAUUUCACUAGGAACUUGAUUUUACAUCAAUAAAUGUUUUUUAUGAAUAUUAGUCUUCUAUUUUCCAUAGAGGAUUGAUUGGUAAAACUCAACAAAGUAGCAUUUCAAUUUUAGGGUGCCGGUAUUUUCCAAAAUAAUUGUAUGAGCUUUGUUUCUCCUGUAAUCCUCAUUUCUAUGAAUUAAAGUGGUUACUUUCUUGAUUGAUAGAAAUUAUUCGGUUUUAUAAAGGUGAAUAUUCAUGACCAAGGAUCCAGAGAACAGAACCUUGCUAUUACAUCACAAUUUUAUCCUUUAUGUUUAGCAAGAAAUCAAUAUGCUUGAAAGCAAUAUAUUACAAAAAGCUUUUGUAAAUUAGAAAGAAUAUUUAGCAUAUCUUGGUAUUCGAUAUCGAUAACACUUUAAUACAUACAUUAACCAGAGAUGGAUUUAUUUAAAUUUAAUAUACUGUGUAAAUGAAAUUUUGUUUCGAACUUUAAUAUUAAAAUCUUAUCCGAGUGAAUAUAUUCGAAUACACAAAUGAUAGUUUUCAAAUUUGUUUCAUCGAGAAGAUAACAAAUGUCUCAGUUUUUUCCAAUGUAUUUUGAAUCUUUGAGCUUUAUGCGAAUGAAAAUUUUAUCUCAGUGAGUCUGUGUGUGAUGUUUGCUAUAAAAUAUCAAAUGUUUUCAUUUAUUAACACAUUUUCAUCAAUAUUUACCAUUACAUGGUUAUUCUACAAAUAUAAAAUAUUGAAUCAUCUUUAAUUGUUUAUGCAAUUUAAUUAUAUUUUCUAAAUAAUCUAAUCAAAUUUUAAUAUUGGCAUUGUGCAAUACCUUGUCAUUCAUACCUUCAAGGUGAUCAAUUAAAAUGUAUUAUUACCAAAACUACUUUAUUUACUGUUUCAGAUAUAUUUCAUCAACUUUUGAUGUAAUUUUUAGAAAAUUGAAUUUACACUUGAAUAAUUGAAGGCUUUACUACUUUUAAAUAUAUAAUUCUAGGUGUAGUUGAUAUUCUCUGAAGUCGUUUUUUUAUAACUCUCACAGAUUUACAUGUUAUUGUCGAUGGGUUUUUAUAUUAAGCUAUUGAAUAAAUUAAGUAAAUGGAUAUGAAAACUAGUCUGAUAUAUUUCGUAUUUGCUUAGGAAAGAGUUUUAUUCUUAUUCUAAGAUGUGUCGAAACCUAUUUCAAAAUUGUUUGCGAUCCAAGAUUAAUAGUAUCCUAUCUUGAUAAUUUUGCUUCUACAGAAAAAUGUAUUCUUCAUCUUGCUUUUGAAAUCUUCUAUUUUUUCAAUUGUUUCCUAUAUCAAUAUUCUAUUCAUUUCAAAUCACUCUAAAUAUAUUAUAACAUAUUUAUAAAUUGUUAUAAUAAAUUAGUGCUUAUAACAAUUUACAAGCCGAAGUUAUAAAUUUGUUGUUUAAUUCUUCUUUCAACUAUGUAAUUUCAUAUUUCAAAAUAUUAUGUUAUUUAUUUUCUGUCUAUAUUGUACUCAUAUUCAGAAAUUCUCGUUCAAAUAUUCAAGUAACACAAUACUUUCUUCCAUAGGUUAUGAAGUAUAUAUUUUUUUAAAUAUUAAAUAAUUGGUUGAUAUAAUCCAUUUUUGGAUAUCCUUGUUCAAUAUGUGCUUGUGACAAUUACUAUCCUUCCUUCCACUAUAGAGUAGUCAAUAUUUUCAAAAAAAAUGUAUAAAAAUCAUAAGUUUAUAGCAUUUGCCGCCCAUCGAAAUUCUACCUACAUUCGUGAAAACUGUGUAAUUAUUCCUGAAAUUGUGUAAAUUUAUUCAUAAAAUUGUGUAACUUGCAGGAUAUGUUUGUGUGUAUGUGAGGGUACAUUGUGAUUUGUGAGCGUUUCUAUAAAAAUUGUAUUUUAUAUGACGAACAUUUCCUAAUCAGAUACUGAGUUUUUCUAUGAAUCAUCCAGCUAAAUCACGGUUGUUACUAUAAUGUGUCAAAUUUCAUUAGAAUUAUGAUACACAAUGUAUAAUUUUUUAUACAUAAUGUAUCAUUUGAUACAAAUCUAUCAUCGUCAUCACCUCUGAUUGUAUCCUGUAUAUUCCUUGUAGCUCUUGCUAAGUACAGUAUUAAUAUAUUUUCAAACGAAGUGUAUAGAGUAUCUUAGAUAAUCAGACUGUUAUUGUUAGCUAUGUUGUUGAACUUAUUUGUUUAUUUAUUUUCAAUAAUACUUGUAAUAAAACAAAGUAAUUGUUGGAUAAGA